Hemiscyllium ocellatum (epaulette shark) is the source of this 1629-nucleotide messenger RNA. RefSeq names its product CD209 antigen-like protein C. NCBI's taxonomy places the organism in Eukaryota, Metazoa, Chordata, Chondrichthyes, Orectolobiformes, Hemiscylliidae. The record is from RefSeq and is a predicted model, not a curated record. The transcript is spliced from 8 exons. The coding region runs from base 109 to 855 and encodes 248 amino acids.
AGGAACUUUGAAGUUGUCGUGUUCCCAAAUUUCUGCUGCCCUUGCCCAGUUGGACACAAUUUUGUGAAAAGUUGUUGCUAAAGGCGUGAAGAUCCUCUGAGUGAGAACAUGGAGCUAGACAACAUUUACACCAAUGUGAAUUAUGAUCAAGUGAAACAAGACAGGAAACAGCAAAACCUAAAGUCAGAUCAUGGAGGUGUUCAAUCUGUCCAAGGAAAAUGGUCAUCUCUCGUUAUCUACAUUUUCCUGGGUAUCUCCAUCCUGCUGUCCGUGGUGACGCUUAUCACUGCAGUGAUACUCUUUACACAGCUGUUCACCAUCAUGAAAAUGUUAGAAACUGACUUCAAGAUGGGUCUAGCCCAAUUGCAACACAACGUUACACAGCUGUCCAGUGACAUGAAAACAUUAGAAACUGACUUCAAGAUGGAUCUAGCCCAAAUGCAAAAUAGCAAACUAUCUGGGAAAUGUCCUGAAGACUGGAGGCGAUUUCAACAAAACUGUUAUUACUUCUCAUCAGAAAGCAAGACUUGGACAGAGGCCCAGAGAGCCUGUGCAUCACUGGAUGCCAACCUUGUUGUCAUUAACAAGCCGGAGGAACAGGCAUUUAUAAAAACGUUGAUUCAAAACAAACGUUACUGGAUUGGACUCACUGAUUCUAUCUCUGAAGGUCAUUGGCGUUGGGUGGAUGGAAUGGACUACACUUCCUCUGUAAAGUUUUGGUCUGAGGGUGAACCAAAUAAUGCUUCUGAUGAAGACUGUGCAGAAAUAUACAGUAAUGGAGGAUGGAAUGAUCGGUCAUGUGAUGUCUCUCAACAGUGGAUCUGUGAAAAGCCAGCACAGUUAGAUUCUCCUUAAUGUUCCAUCAGUGCACUGGCGGAAGUAAAACCACUUUUGAAGUAUUCAGUCUGUGUACAUUGAACAGGCAGCUCUAAGCUGGGAUUGGCAGUAGAAGGGAGUAGCAGGGGAUCUCCCUGAUUCUCCUGGCCAUAACAUUCCAAAAUCCCACUGUUAAAAAUCAGAUUAUAAUCCAACAGAUCUAUUUGGAAAUACUAGCUUUCGGAGUGCUGCCCCUACAUUAGGACGCUGUGGAGCAGGAUCAUAAGACACAUAAUUUACUGCAAAAGAUUACACUGAUUCAUAUAUCACUGGAAAGAUAUAUUGAACAAGCCUGAAUUUUAAACAGAUUAUUCCCCUUUAUCUCAAUCUAAUGAUGUGAAGAUUCCCAUGAUACACUGUCCCCCACAUUAACUCCUUCACUCUCCACAGAUGCUGCCAGACCAACUGAGUUUCUCUGGGUAUAUGAAUAGGAAGGGUUUAGAGGGAUCUGGGCCAAGUGCUGGCAAAUGGGAUGAGAUUAGAUUGGACCGAAGGGUCUGUUUACGUGCUGUGUCUCUGUGAAGGCGUCAGACUGGACUCAAAGCAUUAAAUUUGUGUGGUUGUCCACAGAUCCUGUCAAACCUGCUGAGUAUCUCCAGCACUUUCUAUUAUUAUUCCACUUUUCUGGAAUGUUUAAGGGACAGUGCAUUGUUUGUACACUGAAGUGUUUGUUCCUUUCACCCACUAGCCCAAUCCCAUUGGAACAAAAGAACUAAAGGGAUUUUAAACAUGUCAUGCUGUUUAAAAUUCAGG